GUGCGCGGCUGGCGGCCGGGGCUGGCGGGCUUGUGCUCCCGGAGGGGCCGGCCCGGGCUCGGGGACUCCGGGUUCCGGGGACGCGGUCGGGGUCAGGCUCAUCUGGGGCGGGACUGACCGCACCGCCUCUUCCUGCCUCAGUUUCCCCUUUGCAAGGCGUAGAAUGGAAAUCAAACGGCCUGGCUCAGGAUUCUGUCGGGUCCGGAAAGACUAGACUGACUCCAGCCAACCGAAGCACCCUACGCGGUACUGGAAAGCGUUUCCGAUGAUCCCUGCUAGGACGGUGCGGGGAAACCGCGGGCAGGCAGGACCAGACUUGCUGUGGGGAGCUGCGUGGUAACUACAGGGUGGUGGACUGCGGCUUCGGCUAUCAUCAGGGACUGCUCUGGAGCCGAGUCACGCUAUCCGCUCCUUGCAGCCUGCUGUGAGGCAGCAGGAUGACAGCUGAUAUAUAUCUGAGUAGGCAGCAAGUGCUCGGUCAUCCCUGUUUGGAUGAAGCUUUACUGGGGUGGCUUGAUAGACUCCCGCCCCCACCCGGAGAGCAUUGGGUAUAGGUUGCGCAGGGUUGCACCCAGACCUGGCUUCAUUGCUGGACUCUGCAGCAGCCUGGACUUUGCCUGUUUUCCUCUUGGGCAGUGGACACAGGAGUUCCCUGUUUUACCCCAGUACCUCUCCUGGGCUUCCUGUCCUCCUGCUGGGCCGCAGCUUCAGAGUGAAUUUUCUGCCCUUGAACAAGUCCUGAACCUCGGGCCCCCUUCAGUAGAAGGUCACGUGCUCAGCAGACCUGUCCUGCUGUGGACCUGCUGACCUCUAUUUUGCCACCAUUGGGCUCAAAGCUAUUUUUCAUGAGGCAGAUGUGACAGCAGCUAUAAGGGACAGCUAGAUGGCACGUCCUCUCACUUGGUUAUUAACCCCCUGGGCAACCUUUUGGAGCAAGUCUGUUUACUCAGACUAAGGGGACAGGAGGAUUGGCAAGGUUGUUCAGUGCCAAUGCCCACUCCCAGUGCUUCUGCUCCUCCUGAGCCUCCUCCCAAGAGCCCUUCUGCAUCAGACCUCGUGACCUCACUUGAGCAAAGCUGCCCUCACAACUCAUGUGCAUCAUCUUCUUUACAUUUGAUCCUCACCCUGUUUCCAAAAAUGCAUACAGGCUUAUCCUGGCUGCCAACAGGGAUGAAUUCUACCACAGACCAGCCAAGUUGGCAGACUUCUGGGGGAACAACAAUGAGAUCCUUAGUGGACUUGACAUGGAAGAAGGCAGGGAAGGAGGCACAUGGCUGGGCAUCAGCACGAGGGGAAAGUUGGGAGCACUCACCAACUAUCUGCAACCACAGCAGGACCAGGAGGCCCGUGGCAGAGGUGAACUUGUGACCCACUUUCUGACCACUGACAUGGAUAGCUUGUCCUACCUGAAGAAGGUCUCCACAGAGGGUCACCUGUACAACGGAUUCAACCUCAUAGCAGCCGACCUGAGCACAGAAAAAGGAGAUGUUGUUUGCUACUAUGGAAACCGGGGGGAACCAGAGCCCAUCAUCCUGACACCAGGGACCUAUGGGCUAAGCAACGCGCUGCUGGAGACGCCCUGGAGGAAGCUGUGCUUUGGCAAGCAGCUGUUCCUGCAGGUGGUGGAGCAGAGCCAGGCACUCCCCAAGGAUGCUCUUGUCACUCAGCUCCUGGAUGUGCUCAACAAUGAGGAGGCACAGCUGCCAGAUCCAGCUAUUGAGGACCAAGGCCAGGAAUAUGUGCUGCCCAUACUGAGCAAGUAUGCGGCUGUGUGUGUGCGCUGCCCUAACUACGGCACCAGAACCAAUACCAUCAUCCUUGUGGAUGCCGAUGGCCAUGUGACCUUCACAGAACGCAGUAUGCUGGACAAGGAUCCCUCCCGCUGGGAGACCACCACCCAUGAGUUCACACUACAGAGCUAACCCCCACAACUGGGCAUGGCCAGCAGGUCCUUGGGAGGCCACGCCUGAAGGGCCAGGGUGGACAGGAAUCUUCCAUGGCCAUACUUCUGUUGAAGUGGGGCCUUUUCUCUCCUGGUGUACAGAGUACAAUUGUGCUUCAGUUCCCAUAGUCUUACCUGCUCUGCAGAAUGAUAGUCAUGUUUGGAAUCAGGCACAAGGAAAAAGCAAGAAAAAUCCACUUUUACAACAGAAGCACAGCCUUAUUAGAGAGCCAGUGGUCCUUGAGAGGGUGAUUGUGUGUGCACUGGGGGCUCUUAGACCCCUUACUUGCCAAGGUAGGCAUCGUGGGUUCUGGGAAGGCCCAUUCAGCAAAGGAGACUUGGCUAGUUCCUACCAUCUCCCUUCUCCUUGAUGAGUCAAACUUCAUAGGAAUCUGAACUUGAAUGUGAGCUGUUGAUAAUAAAACUUUGAGACUGUGGUGAGUAAGUGUGUUUCAAGAUCCUUCCUUUGUGUGACAGUGACAACAGCUACUGGAAUUCCUGUGGUGGUAUAGAUGCCCACAUGAGGCUUUGUUGUCACAGCCUCCUGAGCUGUGGGCUAGGCAGCCAGUCUGUCCAUCUGUCCUUGGGCAGAAGCUGGAGUGCAAGAGAGCCCACAUGCAUGGGACUCAGGUGCUUGUUACAGAGCGAGCCCUCCACCACCAAGGACUCAGUAGGAGGAGCACCAGGAGGGAGAGGCACAGUCAACCCGUGGAUGGCAAGGCCAGGAGAUGGUAGAAAGAGGUAGAUUGUAGGGUCAGAGGGCAAGUGGAGUCUUCCUCAGCCCUGAGCUGGAGUCCCUAGCCCUGGCUAACCAUA
This is a messenger RNA of Castor canadensis (American beaver), 2758 nucleotides long. RefSeq names its product transport and golgi organization 2 homolog (gene Tango2). Gene Ontology annotation, biological process: Golgi organization; protein secretion. The record is from RefSeq and is a predicted model, not a curated record. Gene Ontology annotation, cellular component: Golgi apparatus. NCBI's taxonomy places the organism in Eukaryota, Metazoa, Chordata, Mammalia, Rodentia, Castoridae.